Messenger RNA from Nannospalax galili (Upper Galilee mountains blind mole rat), 3961 nucleotides. It is a transcript of the gene Pkn2, whose product is annotated as protein kinase N2. Gene Ontology annotation, biological process: signal transduction; protein phosphorylation. Gene Ontology annotation, molecular function: protein serine/threonine kinase activity; ATP binding; small GTPase binding. The transcript has 22 exons. The coding region runs from base 324 to 3275 and encodes 983 amino acids. The record is from RefSeq and is a predicted model, not a curated record. NCBI's taxonomy places the organism in Eukaryota, Metazoa, Chordata, Mammalia, Rodentia, Spalacidae.
GACAGCCAAAUGGUGCGACAGGAGGAGCUGCCGCCGCGGCCGCUGCGCCCCGCACCGAGAGCUCCCAGGCGGCUCCCGGCGUCGCCCUGAGGGAACAGAGUCGGGCGGGCGGCGGCGGCGGCGGGCGGCGAGGGGAGCCGCGCCGAGGGCCCUCGCUCCCCGCCGCUCUCCAUGAGCCGGGCCGCCUGAGCCGCGCCUGCAGCCGGGGCCGCGCCUCCAUGACUCCUUAGGUUGCCGCUUUCUCUCCCCGCCCGGCUCCCGUCCCGCCUUCUCCCUCGGCCCCGUCGCUGGCCGCCUUCAGGUGCAGAGUCCCGAGCGGAGCCAUGGCGUCGCACCCCGACCGGGGGGAGAUCCUGCUCACCGAGCUGCAGGGAGAUUCCCGGAGUCUUCCAUUUUCUGAGAAUGUGGGUGCUGUUCAGAAAUUAGACUUUUCAGAUACAAUGGUGCAACAGAAACUGGAUGACAUCAAGGAUCGAAUAAAAAGAGAAAUAAGGAAAGAACUGAAAAUCAAAGAAGGAGCUGAAAAUCUGAGGAAAGUUACAACAGAUAAAAAAAAUUUGGCUUAUGUAGACAACAUUUUGAAAAAGUCAAAUAAAAAAUUAGAAGAAUUACAUCACAAGCUACAAGAAUUAAAUGCACAUAUCGUUGUAUCAGAUCCAGAAGAUGUUACAGAUUGCCCAAGGACUCCAGAUACGCCAAAUAGUGACUCUCGUAGUUCUACUAGCAACAAUAGAUUGAUGGCCUUACAAAAACAAUUGGAUAUAGAACUCAAAGUAAAACAAGGUGCAGAGAACAUGAUACAGAUGUAUUCAAAUGGGUCUUCAAAGGAUCGAAAACUCCAUGGUACAGCUCAGCAACUGCUCCAGGAUAGCAAGACAAAAAUAGAAGUCAUCCGAAUGCAGAUUCUUCAGGCAGUCCAGACCAAUGAACUGGCUUUUGAUAAUGCAAAACCUGUGAUAAGUCCUCUUGAACUUCGAAUGGAAGAAUUAAGGCAUCAUUUCAGGAUAGAGUUUGCAGUAGCAGAAGGUGCAAAGAAUGUAAUGAAAUUACUUGGCUCAGGAAAAGUAACAGACAGAAAAGCACUUUCAGAAGCUCAAGCAAGAUUUAACGAAUCAAGUCAGAAGUUGGACCUUUUAAAAUACUCAUUAGAACAAAGGUUAAAUGAACUUCCCAAGAAUCACCCCAAAAGCAGUAUUAUUAUUGAGGAGCUUUCACUGGUUGCAUCACCAGCACUUAGUCCACGUCAGAGUAUGAUAUCUACGCAAAACCAGUAUAGUACACUGUCCAAACCAGCAGCAUUAACUGGUACUUUGGAAGUUCGUCUUAUGGGGUGCCAAGAUAUCCUAGAGAAUGUUCCUGGACGGUCCAAAGCAACAUCAGUUGCACUGCCUGGAUGGAGUCCCAGUGAAAACAGAUCGUCUUUCAUGAGCAGAACGAGUAAAAGUAAAAGUGGAAGUAGUCGAAAUCUCCUAAAAACCGAUGACCUGUCCAAUGAUGUCUGUGCUGUUUUGAAGCUAGAUAAUACUGUGGUUGGUCAAACUAGCUGGAAGCCCAUUUCCAAUCAAUCUUGGGACCAGAAGUUUACACUGGAACUAGACAGGUCGCGUGAACUGGAAAUUUCAGUUUAUUGGCGUGAUUGGCGAUCUCUGUGUGCUGUAAAAUUUCUGAGGUUAGAAGAUUUCUUAGACAACCAGCGGCAUGGCAUGUGUCUCUAUUUGGAACCCCAGGGUACUUUGUUUGCAGAGGUUACUUUUUUUAAUCCAGUUAUUGAAAGAAGACCAAAACUCCAAAGACAGAAGAAGAUUUUUUCAAAACAACAAGGCAAAACAUUUCUCAGAGCUCCUCAAAUGAAUAUUAACAUUGCUACUUGGGGAAGGCUGGUGAGACGGGCCAUUCCUACAGUAAAUCAUUCUGGUACCUUCAGCCCUCAGACUCCAGUGCCUGCGGCAGUGCCGGUGGUUGACGUGCGCAUCCCAGAACUGGAACCUCCAGCUAGUGAUUCUACAGUAACCAAAUUGGACUUUGAUCUUGAACCUGAACCUCCUCCAGCCCCACCACGUGCUUCUUCCCUUGGAGAAAUAGAUGAAUCUUCUGAAUUAAGAGUUUUGGAUACAUCCAGACAGGGUUCAGAAACUGUCUUCGAUAUUGAAAAUGACAGAAAUAGUAUACGUCCAAAAUCCAAGUCUGAGUUUGAGCUCACUAUUCCUGAUUCGGGUCUUGGACACAGUGGCAUUCGAGAACUGGAGGACACGAGAUCUCAACAAAGGUUUCAGUUUAAUCUACAAGACUUCAGAUGUUGUGCUGUCUUGGGAAGAGGACACUUUGGAAAGGUGCUGUUGGCCGAAUAUAAACACACAAAUGAAAUGUUUGCUAUAAAAGCCUUAAAGAAAGGAGACAUUGUGGCUCGAGAUGAAGUAGACAGCCUGAUGUGUGAAAAAAGAAUUUUUGAAACUGUGAAUAGUGUAAGGCAUCCCUUUUUGGUGAACCUUUUUGCAUGUUUCCAAACCAAAGAGCAUGUUUGCUUUGUAAUGGAAUAUGCUGCCGGUGGGGACCUAAUGAUGCACAUUCAUACUGAUGUCUUUUCUGAAUCAAGAGCUGUAUUUUAUGCAGCAUGUGUAGUUCUCGGGUUGCAGUAUUUGCAUGAACACAAAAUUGUUUAUAGAGAUUUGAAAUUGGAUAACUUGUUAUUAGAUACAGAAGGCUUUGUGAAAAUUGCUGAUUUUGGUCUUUGCAAAGAAGGAAUGGGAUAUGGAGACAGAACAAGUACGUUUUGUGGCACUCCCGAAUUUCUUGCUCCAGAAGUAUUAACAGAAACAUCUUACACAAGGGCUGUAGACUGGUGGGGCCUUGGCGUCCUUAUAUAUGAAAUGCUUGUUGGUGAGUCUCCCUUUCCUGGUGACGAUGAAGAGGAAGUUUUUGACAGUAUUGUAAAUGAUGAAGUAAGAUAUCCAAGGUUCUUAUCUACAGAAGCCAUUUCCAUAAUGAGAAGGCUGUUGAGAAGAAAUCCCGAGCGGCGCCUGGGAGCUGGUGAGAACGAUGCAGAGGAUGUAAAGAAGCACCCAUUCUUUCGGCUAAUUGACUGGAGUGCUCUGAUGGACAAAAAAGUAAAGCCACCAUUUGUACCUACCAUCAGAGGACGAGAAGAUGUUAGUAACUUUGAUGAUGAAUUUACCUCAGAAGCACCUAUUCUAACUCCACCUCGGGAGCCAAGGAUACUUUCAGAAGAGGAGCAGGAAAUGUUCAGAGAUUUUGACUACAUUGCUGAUUGGUGUUAAGUUACUGGACACUGUGAAACUAAGCAGACUGACUUAUAAGAAGACCUCUUGAAACCCUUCAUCUGCUCCCUGUGCCACCAGUAGCUUCUGAGUUUUUUAAGAACACAUGAAGAUGUGUUUGAAAGUACUAUUAAUGCCUUCUUCUCAAUGUUCUCAAUACAAAUCUGAACACUGGAGGGCAGUUCCUUGGAAUUGAGGCUGAAUAAACAUGAACCAUGAAAAUCCAUCACAGAAAUGCUUUUUGAUCAACACUCUGUUUUAAAAAGAAGAGCCACUCUUUUGUAGUCCUCAUCUCUGCCAUAUGACUGACCUAAAUGGAAGGAAGAUUAAUUACUUAACUGUCUCACAAAAAGAAAAAAAACAGGGCUUAGAAUGCUAUUAUUGUUGUUCACAAAGUGUGACUUUGUUGACUAGGCAAAUAUGCUCUCUCUCUCUCUCUCUGUCUCUCUGUCUCUCUCUCUCUCUCUCUCUCAAUUUUUUAAAGAAAUCACCAUAAUAUGAAAAAAUGGAGUGGCAGUUUGUACACCUUUGAUUACUUCAUUUUUAAAAAAAACAAUGAAUUGAUGUCUAGUUUUAUAACUUUAUUUAUCAGGAGAACACUUUUUAUUGCCUUAUCUUUACCAGCCGUGUAACAGAGCCUCACAGCCUUCCAGCGGAGCUACCUGCCAAACUGUGUUUUUAUAAAA